This is a messenger RNA of Oldenlandia corymbosa var. corymbosa, 429 nucleotides long. Lineage: Eukaryota; Viridiplantae; Streptophyta; Magnoliopsida; Gentianales; Rubiaceae. The record is from the annotation of a GenBank genome assembly.
AUGCAGCUGUUUGUCCCUGUACUUGCAAACGAUCAUUAUUACCUCUAUGUGUUCAACAUGCUAGACGGCCGCGUGGAAGUGCUGGACAACAUGGAUACAGCUAUCAAACAUAAUAUUCCGUUUGUAGCCAAAUAUGGGGAAACCUAUAAUUUUUUGGUUGAACCUUUUGCCAGGUAUGCUAAUUCACAAAGGGCGAUAGUUGCAUAUGCUAGACUUAGAAAACUGAAAGAACCAAAGAUUAUUGAUCUUCCAUGGAGCAACAGUGAAAAUAAAACAGACUGUGCGGUAUACAUGAUGUGCCACAUGAAGACUUACAAAGCAGGAGUUGAUGGCUACAACUGUGGAAUCCCUCCAAUAGGCAGAACAACGAGACAAAAGGAUGCACAUCAAAACAAACUUGAUAAGCUUAGAAUCAAGUACCUGACAUAG